Messenger RNA from Nematocida parisii ERTm1, 834 nucleotides. RefSeq names its product ribosomal protein S4. The transcript has a single exon. Gene Ontology annotation, biological process: translation. Bases 1 to 834 code for a protein of 277 amino acids. NCBI's taxonomy places the organism in Eukaryota, Fungi, Microsporidia. The record is from RefSeq and is a predicted model, not a curated record. Gene Ontology annotation, cellular component: cytosolic small ribosomal subunit; ribosome. Gene Ontology annotation, molecular function: RNA binding; structural constituent of ribosome.
AUGGUAAACGGACCACGAAAACAUUUAAAGAGACUGAAUGCCCCAAACUCAUGGAUACUUGACAAGUUAGGAGGUACAUUCGCCCCAAGGCCAAGAUGUGGACCACACAAGCUAAGAGAAUGCCUUCCUCUGUGCUUAAUAGUUAGAAGAAAGCUGAGCUUUGCCCAGAACACUAAAGAAGUAUUACACAUUUUAAAUGACAGACUUGUGAAGGUGGAUGGAAAGGUAAGAAAGGACCCAAAGUACCCAGCAGGAGUUAUGGAUGUAGUGAGCUUUGACAAGAUUCAUGAGAACUACAGAUUAUUAUACAACGUAAACAAGAAGUUCUGUCUGCAGCCAAUUACCAAGGAAGAGGCAAAGUUCAAACUUUGCAAAGUACUUAGCAAGAGGCUUGAAGGAAGAAGUAUUCUUACUCUGCACACCAACGACGGAAGAACCAUUAAGUAUGCAGACCCAAGCAUCAAGAUCGGAGACAGCAUUAAAUUCGACUUAGAGUCUGGCGAAGUACAGGGCUUCUACUCUCUUGAGGUUGGAAAGACUGCAUAUGCCUUUAGAGGAAAGAACUUGGGAUGUGUUGGAAUUAUUCGUGAGAUUAAAGUGCACAUCAGUGGAUUCUCUAUUUCCAUUCUGGAGGACUUAAAUGGUAGAAUGUACACCACAAGAACAGACAAUCUUAUGGUUAUUGGAAAUGCAGGUGAGUCUUUAAUCACUCUUCCAAAGGAAAGAGGUAUCAGAACCAAUGCCAUGAUGGACAGUAAUAUGGUCUAUGGUGAGUUCAAAGAAGAAGAAGACUUCGAGGAAGAAAACUCUGUUGAGGAGAGUGAUGAAGAGUAA